Messenger RNA from Didymodactylos carnosus, 885 nucleotides. NCBI's taxonomy places the organism in Eukaryota, Metazoa, Rotifera, Eurotatoria, Philodinida, Philodinidae. The record is from the annotation of a GenBank genome assembly.
AUGCAGUUUGAUAUACGAAGAUUCGAUAUCUAUCGUAAAGUACCGAAAGAUUUAACACAACCAACGAAUACGGGUGCAGCAAUCUCAAUAUUUUGUGUUACAUUUAUUUCAACAUUAUUAUUAAUUGAGUUAUAUUAUUUUGUUAGUCCAGACGUUGUGAGUGACUUAUUUGUCGAUACACCAUCAGGUGAUGCUAACGAGCGAAUUCCUGUUCAUUUGGAUGUUAGUGUGCUAAAUAUAGCUUGUCAAUACAUUGGAGUUGAUAUACAAGAUGAUUUGGGUCGUCAUGAAGUUGGCUUUAUUGACAAUACAAUGAAAACACCUGAAAAUAAUGGACAAGGAUGUCGAGUUGUUGCUUCAUUCAAAAUAAAUAAAGUUCCUGGUAAUUUUCAUUUAUCGACUCAUGGUGCAGCAUUACAACCUGAAAAAGGUGACAUGAAACAUGUAAUACAUGAUUUAAAUUUUGGUGAUUCUAUCAAGGGUUUUCGACGUAUACCAAAUAGGAGAGCAUUUCAUCCAUUACGUCGUUAUAAUAAUACACAUAGACCAAGUGAAGUAUCUCAUGAUUAUUUGAUGAAAAUUGUGCCGACAAUUUAUGAAAAUUUAGCUGGAACAAGAAGAUAUCCGUAUCAAUUUACAUUUGUUUAUCGAGAGUAUAAUCCGUAUCAAGCCCAUCAAGUUAACGUUGUCCCAGCUGUAUGGUUUCGCUACGAUUUGAUACCAAUUACAGUUAAAUACACCGAACGAAGGCCAAAACUUUAUACAUUUAUCACAUCGAUAUGUGCUGUGGUUGGUGGAGCGUUUACUGUUGCUUCGAUUCUCGAUUCAUUAAUAUUUAGUGCUAGCGAAUUAUUUAAAAAGUUUGAAUUAGGAAAAAUGACUUAA